AUCCAUAUCCAUCCUCCCCCUCGCCAAGCCAACUCUCUCCUCAGUCCUCCCCCUGGUUUGCCUGCCCUGUCUUGCCCAGUUGCCCAGUUGCCCCUGUCGGAAUCAGUCCAGGUUCAGGUCGGCAGUGGGCAGUGGUUCAGGUCGAGGCCUCGACGACGAAUCGCGCUGCGUCCCCUCCUCCCCGCCUGCUUCAUCAUGGAAGCCGACGUCCCCAUUGCCGCUGCUACCCCCAGGUACGGAGCAAGCCUAAGCCAAUAGCUGCACCCGGAGACACAGAUUUGGAGUAUUGAGCUGGCUCUCUGUUUUGUCGGUUGUGUGCUUCUACUUCAUAGAAAAGAGCUGCAUUUUCUUCUUAGUGCUUUGGAUGCUGGCCAGAUGAAGAGUAGUAGAUUUCUGUUCCUUUGUGCAAUGUUCUGUCUUAUGGCUCGGCUGGGAGCUGCCAAUGUCGUGCUAAUGGGGAAUAAUCUGACCCUGUCCUUCGAUGACAUUGAGGCGAGCUUUUCUCCAGGAGUGAAAGGGUCUGGAGUCAGUGGAGUAGUUUAUGCUUCUGAACCUUUGAAUGCCUGCAGCCCAUUAACAAUCAAAACAGUCAAUGGCCCUCCAUCUCCCUUUGCGUUAAUUAUAAGAGGCGGGUGCACAUUUGAUGAGAAAGUAAAAAAUGCACAGGAUGCUGGAUUCAAAGCUGCAAUCGUAUACGACAAUAAAAAUAGUGGGGUCCUGGUUUCAAUGGCUGGAAGCUCAAGUGGCAUUCAUAUAUAUGCCGUGUUCGUUUCAAAGGCCUCGGGAGAGGUGUUGAAGAAAUUCUCAGGCAAUAUGGAUGUAGAGGUGUGGAUACUACCUACUUUUGAGAACUCAGCCUGGUCGAUCAUGGCAAUCUCAUUCGUAUCGCUACUUGCCAUGUGUGCUGUACUGGGUACGUGUUUCUUUGUGAGAAGGCAUCGAAUAAGGAGGGAGCACCCUAGAAUCGCAGAAGAUCGAGAAUUCCAUGGAAUGAGCAGUCAGUUAGUUAAGGCUAUUCCAAGUCUUAUUUUUACAAAAGUGCAAGAAGAUAACUGCACAUCUUCAAUGUGUGCCAUUUGCUUGGCAGACUACAAUGUCGGAGAAAAGCUAAGAGUGCUGCCUUGCCGUCACAAGUUUCAUGCAGCUUGUGUGGACUUGUGGCUGACUUCUUGGCGAACAUUCUGUCCUAUAUGCAAGAGAGAUGCAAGGAGUGGAGCAUCAGAAGUUGUUGCGACAGAGGCUACCCCCUUGCUUUCUUCUGCUGCUCGGUUACCUUCAUUCCGGUCGAGUGUGGCAGCAUCCCCUCCAAGGCCAAUAAGCCGGCAUCCUUCAUCGCACUCGGUUUCUCGUGCUUACUCUGUUUCUAGUACCCCCAAUUCUCCCAACCCCUUUAUAUCUUCUCACAUAAGCUCACCUGGCAUCCGUGCAAGCAGAAGCAUCACAGACCUUGGAAAUAUAUCAUCUCUCCAUCCUCGCAUCUCACAUUUGUCAUCGACGCACUCCCUGGUUGGCAGCCACUUGUCUCCACCAAUCAGUAUAAGGUAUUGGUCGUCCCAUGUGGCGCAUUCAGGGUAUGGAUCACCCAGUCCACACGUGAGUUCAUCCUACAUCUCCAAUUCUGGGUAUGGUUCUUCAAGCUACUGCUAUCUGGGACUGGGAGGCUCCAGCCACAGCCAGCAUGGGACAUACCUAAGGCGCUGUGGAGAAUCGGGGCCAAGCCUGUGUACCAUGGUGCCGCAGCAGUUGCAGUGGGAGACUAAUGUAGCAGCAGGUGCGUCGUCAGCAAAGUCCCUGCGGCAGUCCUCCUACCUGAGACACUGUGGCGAUUCAGACGCCAGUUUGUCUGACAUGACGUCAGCCCAGUCGUUGCCGAGGUGCUGAGGGGGCUCUGGAUUUGUGAUUUGUGCAUUACACAGUGAGGAGUGUGUGACAUAACAUUACUACAUUGGCUGUGGUGUGGAGAGAAACAUGCAUAGCAAUAGAACAUACACAUAGUAGCACAUAGUAGGGUUUUGUUCUCUUGUUUCUGAGAUGAGAUGUGUUCUUGUGCUCGCGAUGCGUACAUAUGGCAAGUAACAUGCAUGAGGGAAUAAUAUUUAUUUGGUUGUCGUAUGGAAUGGAAUGGAAGGUUGUAGGGUGAAUUUAAGUUU
This is a messenger RNA of Sorghum bicolor (sorghum), 2150 nucleotides long. Its product is annotated as receptor homology region, transmembrane domain- and RING domain-containing protein 1. The record is from RefSeq and is a predicted model, not a curated record. Bases 376 to 1881 code for a protein of 501 amino acids. Lineage: Eukaryota; Viridiplantae; Streptophyta; Magnoliopsida; Poales; Poaceae. The transcript has 5 exons.